AUGAUAACAAAUUUAUUCUCUGUAUUUGAUCCUUCAACAACUAUUUUUAAUUUAUCCUUAAAUUGACUAAGUACUUUUUUAGGUCUAUUAAUUAUUCCAACAUCAUACUGACUAAUACCAAAUCGAUUCCAAGUUAUUUGAAAUAAUAUUUUAAUUACACUACAUAAAGAAUUUAAAACAUUAUUAGGUCCUAAUGGACAUAACGGAAGUACUUUAAUAUUUAUUUCAUUAUUUUCUUUAAUUAUGUUUAAUAAUUUUUUAGGGUUAUUCCCUUAUAUUUUUACUAGAACUAGUCAUUUAACUUUAACUUUAAGUUUAGCUUUCCCAUUAUGAUUAAGUUUUAUAUUAUAUGGAUGAAUUUCUCAUACACAACAUAUAUUUGCUCAUUUAGUCCCUCAAGGAACUCCUCCUGUUUUAAUACCUUUUAUAGUAUGUAUUGAAACUAUUAGUAACGUAAUUCGACCAGGAACAUUAGCUGUUCGAUUAACUGCUAAUAUAAUUGCUGGACAUUUAUUAAUAACAUUAUUAGGUAAUACUGGACCAAUAUCAACAUCUUAUAUCAUCCUUUCAUUAAUUUUAGUAACUCAAAUUGCUCUUUUAGUAUUAGAAUCUGCUGUUGCGAGGCUUGAGUCUUAUGUUUUUGCAGUAUUAAGAACUCUUUAUUCUAGUGAAGUAAAUUAA
Culex quinquefasciatus (southern house mosquito) is the source of this 681-nucleotide messenger RNA. NCBI's taxonomy places the organism in Eukaryota, Metazoa, Arthropoda, Insecta, Diptera, Culicidae. The record is from the annotation of a RefSeq genome assembly.